CAAAGAGAGAAAGAAAAAAACUUCACAAGGGCAAAGGCACCGCCGCCGCCAGUCGCCACGUCCUCCGCCGGCCGGUUCCCUCUCCCGCCAGGCAAUGCAGUCUCCACCCUGCUCCCUCCCCGGUUGCUAGCCCGCUCGACGCCGACGGUUCUGCUCCGCGUUCGAUUCGCGCCGGUGCCGGGCGAUGGACGCGCUCGUCUCGGCGGCGGUGGAGGAGGUGUGCGCCCGCCUCUCCCUGGGCCUCCCGGUGGCCGACCUCUGGGCCGCGCUCUCCGGCGCGUUCCGGGCGGCCGGCCUCCCCCCCGGCCUGCCCGUCAGGCGCGUCCUCUUCGCCCGCCUCGUCGCCCUCCCCGUCAUCCGUCUCAUGGAGGGCGAGCCGGGGGAGGGGGCGCUCGUCCACUCCCCGGAGAAGGACGUGGAGGCGGCCGAGCGGCGCGGCGCCCGGCUGGUCGCCUGCCCGGCCCUGGGGGACAACUUCCUCGGGAUCUACGACCACCGGUGCUCCGGUUCCAAGCUCAGCGACAACCAGAGGAAGACGCUGGAACAUGUCGCGGCAAGCAGGACUUCCGGUGUAGCACAAAGGACUCUCUCGAAGAGGUUCCACAUAGAACCAAACAAGUUUUAUUUUGUUGUCAAGACCCUGCAGUCGCAGGGGUUAAUUGCUGCAAAACAAGCAAUUGUAAAGUCUAAUGACGUCGGGGGUCAGUGUGAAGAUGAUUCAGGGAAAAGCCUUGUCGGCAGUACCAACUUACUGUAUCUCUCAAGAUACGCCAAAGGAUUGAAUAUGAACUCACAUCAAAGAAUAGAUGCUACAAACGUAGACGCUUUACAAGAAGAUGAGAGCCUUGGUGUACAUCACAAGAGCCAUGUUUCUAUUCACGACCAUCUUCCAGCAAUGAAAGCCAUAUGUGACAAACUUGAAGAAGCUAGCGGAAAGGUUCUUGCUAUUUCAGAUAUAAAAAAGGAUCUUGGUUACAGCAAGCCACGUGGACACAGGGCAUGGAGAAAUGUACUGUGUAGGCUUUUAGAUGCACAGCUUGUUGAAAAAAUCAGUGCCAAAGUUGACGAUAAGGUGAUGUUUGACCUUGCCCCUUUGUUCUCUGAUCAUUUGGUGGUUGUUGGCUGCUUGCGUCUUCUGAAGAAAUUUAAUCAAGAUGAGUUUAAGCCAAAAAGUACAGCCUUAAACUACAAACUUGGGAUGAAAUGCCUGGAAACGGAUCAACUUAUGGAGCUUCCAUUAGACAACUGCAUAUACGAUAUGAUCCAUGCCCAAGGGCCAAAAGGUGCAACUCUUGUUGAGCUUGGCAGACGUCUUGGGGGCAAGCACAGCAAUCCAAAAGAGCUUGGUAGACGAGUGUCUUUAAUGGUUAAAAAAUUCAAUUUGGCUUCGCAGGGUGAAGUCAUAGAUAAAACAACACAAUACCGAUUUUGGACUUCAGAAAACUUCUCACUGCACAAAGCAAAUACUGCUAUGCAGAAUUGUGAUGCACUAGCUGAUCAUGACCAUCAUCCUGAUUUGUGGCUUUCUAUUCCAUCUAAAGAAUCAGAUUCUUUUAGCCCACAGGGUGAUUCAUUUGUUGAUGACAAACUCUUGUCUGAAGAAGAUUGUUCUGAAAAACCAGUUGUACUGGUACAUCAUCUCCCGAAUAACCAUGAAGCUUCUGUCGGAGUUUCUCAAGUUGAACAAGUUGCCUUUCAGAGCAAGAGGCGUCGCUGGCCCUCGUCAACUUCUGAUGAUGGGAGACAGAAAAAGAUUCUUCACAUACUAGAGAAAAAGAAUUUUGUACUAAUGGCGGAGUUACGUAAAUGGUUAGAGAAAAAGGAAAAUGGAAAAAUAAUGGACAGGAAGACAUUGAUUCGCACUUUGAAUAAGCUUCAGCUGAAGUGUACCAAAGUUAAUGCCCCUCUUGUUACAGACUACACUGGCAGUCGUUCCGUUGAUGUGAUACUGAAUCCUUCUGUCAAGAUCAUGUCACCUGAACUCAUGGAUCAAAUUAGGAACAGACUAAUGAUUUUUGAUUCUCAAAGACGUUCAGGUGCAGCAGCUAAAUUGAAGCAAAAGCAUACGCUUGCCGUACAUGGAUUGAAGGUUCAACGCAGAGCCAAAGUUAAAAAAACACCAAUAUCAGAAGUUAUUCAUGCCAAUGGAUUCAUAGGUGCAAAGAUGAUCCGGGCAAAGCUGUUACAUAAAUUUCUGUGGGAACAUGUUAGUGGUUUACCAAAUCUUGAUUGUGCUAAAGAAGGGCGACGUGACAAGAACCUUAAUCAAUCAUGUCAGUUUUCAAUCACAGCAGCUAUAAAAGAAAUGCCUCUUGAAUUCUUUCUACAAGUUGUGGGAUCAGCAAAGAUUGACAGCAGCACUGUAACUAAGUGUUGUGGGAAAACACUUUCAGAGAUUCCUAUCAGUGUAUACAGUCAGCUCAUGGGUACUCAUGCCAAGGGCCGCCUCUCACGCUUAAUAACUAUUUUAAAUAGGCUCAAGUUGAUUGAACUUGUAAGCAACCAUGUAGAAGAUUCUGAUGUGCGAUCAUGGGAUAUCCCUACAUAUUCGCUGGAGCUCAGGCCUUACAUUGAAGAACCGACACCAAUCAUUGUUCAGUCAUCACAAGUCAGUGUGAACCAUCAUCCAAAAAUUCGGCAUGAUUUUGUGCUUUCAAAGCAGGAAUCUGUCGAUGCUUACUGGGAAACAUUAAAGUACUGUUAUCUAACAGCUGGUUCGGCUGAGCCAAGUGUCUUCCCUGGUAAUUGUCUACCUGAGGUUUCUCAUGUACGGUCAUGGAGUUCAGUAAGAGUAAUGACUACCAAACAACGUCUGGAAUUACAAACGCGUCUCAUGAAUGAAAACGAGAAGGGGACACCUCCUCACAAAGUUUGCCGUAUAAUUGCAAAGGAUUUGAAUCUCUCUGUGCAACAGGUGCUUUAUGCUUCCUCCAAGAAUAGACAGCUUCAUGGACAGGCAAGCAUUUCUGAUACACAACAUAAAAAAUCUAAUUCUAGAUCAACCUCUCAGAAAAGGAAAAGAUCGGCUAAUGAGAUUGCCAUGAAGUUUAUUAAGCAAAAAGUCGAAGCUAGUGGAUCAUCCUCACAGAGGUUAGUCAAGUCUAUUCUGGAUGAAGAAAUAACAGAGAAAAUCUCUCCAUCACCCACUGACCUACCAGAACAACGUCAUCGAGCUGGCAGCACUCCCACAAACAACAUUGUUGGUACUUUCUUGCAUACAAAUAAAGACAAGGGGGACAGCAGACGCAUGGGAAAGAAAAUUUUCUUUUGGACAUCCGAAUCUGACAGAAAAUUGCUCAUGGCAUACACUAGAUACCGCACAAGACGUGGAGCAAAAAUAUCCCGUGUAGCUUGGAACUCUAUUUCUGAUCUUCCAGCUCUACCAGCUGCAUGUUGUAAAAGGAUGUCAACCUUAAGAGCUAAAACAAACAUAAGAACAGCUGUGAAUCGAAUCUGCAACAUUCUUGCAAUACGGUAUAAGAGAUCAAAAGCAAAAGAAUUAUCAAAUUCUAGUUAUGAGAAUUCUGCAGAUUCAGAUUCUGAGCAAUUCAAUUGGGAUAAUUUCGAUGAUCCAGAAAUAAGAAAUGCACUUGAUGAAAUCCUUGAAUUCAUUCGACUAGGAAACAUGGGCCAGACCAAUCGGAUUAGUCCAGAGAAUGAAAGGAGCAAUGAUGAUGUCCCUGAGGAAAUUCCUACUGAGCAGGUCAUGCAAUGUCCAAGCAGCACAAGCAUUGUAGCUCCAGAGAAUGUGGAAUUGUGUACACGUUCCAAUUCAAUGCAUCCAAGUAAAAACAUGGCAAUUCCCUGCAGUGUUCAUGAAAACGACAUUAGACUCAACAAAGCUGAAAUUACUAGAAGAGGUGUAUGCAAAUCCUUGGCAAUUGCCAAUGCAUUGGAGCUCCUGAAGGUGUUUCUUCUGAGUUCAUCAUCGGAUUCAGAAGCACAAGCUGCAUUAAAAGCCACCUUUCAGCUUUAUUCAGAGAGUGAAAUUUUUACUGCCCUUUCCUUUCUGAGAGGGAAGAACUUCUUGGUUACUGGAAAUGGAAUGAAACCUGUAACCCUUUCUGGAAAAUUCUUCUUUGAUGCUUCUUAUUCACCCUUCCCAUAUGGUUCAGGGAAAAAGGCUUCUGAAUUUUUGAAAUGGCUUGUAGGGCAGCGAAAGAAUAUUGUGGACAGUACAGUUUAUUUGCAUCCAGAUCCACAGUGCGGGGAAAUUGUUCAUCUCUUUUCUCUGGUGUUGUCAGGAGAGCUACUCAUUUCACCUUCUUUGCCAAGUGAAGGAGUUGGUGAGGCUGAUGAACCUAACAGCUUCAGUCCUUUAAUCGAGGAUACCAGUGAUUUGGAUGACUGUACUCAUAAACGCAAGGGUACAGAGUUGGAAAGCAGUAGGACUAAGAGACACAAACCUUUGCCCCAUAUAGAUAGCCGCCGAGAGAAAGGUUUCCCUGGUAUCCAAGUGGCUUUGAAUCAAGAGAGUAUUCAAGCAAACAAUCCCAUGCAAGUGUUACAUCAUAAAGAAUGCCUUAUGUUUACUUUAGCUAGGGAAAUGGGCAGCAAGGAUGUUGAUUCCCAGGUAGAAAGCUAUGACAUGUUGCUAGACUUAAACGAUCUGAAUUCAUGUCGCUGUUUAUUGUCUGCAUCUCAUUUGGAGAAUUCUUAUAGCGGAUGGCCCUGGGAUGCUAUGAAAAUAUAUGCCGAACAGUUACCAUCAUUAUCUUGUAAUAAAAGUAAACCGAUCAUUCUUUCAUCUGACCUGUUCAGAAAUGCAUUUUGUAUUAUUCGUCAAACUGGUGAACAAGGAGUUAAUCUGAGGGAAAUGUCACAGGCACUGCAUCCACUAGGCAUGCAAUCUAUCAGUUUGGUUGUUGAUAUGCUUGAGAGAUUUCAGCUGGCCAUUAAGGUCAAUGCAUAUGAUGGUGUGCAGAUUGUUGACUCAUUGCAUAAGCCAAAGUAUCAUGUAACCACACUCGCUGAAUACAGCCAUUGCAGCUGUUUGCAAGCUCCUGCUCCUGAAAUGGCAUCAACUGGAGACACCAGAAAUAUACUGAAAGAGAAGCACUCGACGAUGCCUAUUAAUUUGUAUCAAACUGUAAGGAAGCUUGGCGAGGGGCACACUGUCACAGUUGUUAAUGCUGAAAGGAAGUCAAGCUCUCAUCUGCACGGUCGAAGUCCUGGAGAUGAUGGAAGGCCAUCUACUUGCUGUCAUGUUUGCAAAAGCCAUAUUUAUCAUCCAAUAUUACCAUGGAUAAAUGGUGAUGGCAGUAUGAAUAGCACUGUCUAUGAAAGUUUAAGUCGUCGAAUUAUUGGAUAUGUCAUGCAAUAUCCAGGAAUUUCUGAGGAGGACGGAAUCCGUCGGAUGGAUGUACUGAAUCCUCAGACAUGCAGGACCUUGCUGGGGAAGCUGACAAUUGACAAACACCUAUAUGUUCAUGUUGGAUUGUUUGAUGAAGAUGUGCCUAGUGCUCCCACCAUGCUCUGGGGUCUUUUGAAGCAAGGUCACCAUGAAGAACGCUCCAGGUCUGCAAGGCGGCGCUACUUCGCUAAUCCGAUGAGCACCUUCAUGCUGUAGGAUAUAUGUGGAUGGCCUGUUCUAUAUAUAUUUUAGCACCUUCAUGCUGUAGGAUAUAUAUGGAUGGCCUGUUCUAUAUUUAUUAGUGCCCUCCCUCCCUUGUAAAAUAUGCUACUCCCUCCGAUCCAUAUUAACUAUCGCUUACUAAAUCAGCGACAAUUAAUAUGGAUCAGAGAGGGUACGUCAUUUUAGUUUUGUCUUAAUAAGUUAUAGUAUGCUGCAUAUAUAUGUGAGAUAACUUAGAAUUA
This is a messenger RNA of Hordeum vulgare subsp. vulgare (domesticated barley), 5817 nucleotides long. RefSeq lists its product as uncharacterized. Lineage: Eukaryota; Viridiplantae; Streptophyta; Magnoliopsida; Poales; Poaceae. The coding region runs from base 185 to 5569 and encodes 1794 amino acids. The transcript is spliced from 18 exons. The record is from RefSeq and is a predicted model, not a curated record. Gene Ontology annotation, cellular component: transcription factor TFIIIC complex. Gene Ontology annotation, molecular function: DNA binding. Gene Ontology annotation, biological process: 5S class rRNA transcription by RNA polymerase III; transcription initiation at RNA polymerase III promoter.